Molecule: messenger RNA, 2628 nt
Organism: Spizellomyces punctatus DAOM BR117
Lineage: Eukaryota; Fungi; Chytridiomycota; Chytridiomycetes; Spizellomycetales; Spizellomycetaceae
Exons: 1
Coding region: 1-2628 (875 amino acids)
Source: RefSeq, a predicted model, not a curated record
AUGACUGUAGAAAUCACCAAACAUAAGCAACCAGAAUCUGAAGGAACCUUCGUUACUAUGGACAAGAAACUGAAACUCGACCAAAAGCCAAAGAUGUUAUUCCGUAAAGACUAUUUUGGAAUUGAUAAUAUUAUCAAGUGGGAUGUUGAAGAGUAUGUCAAUAAUCACAAGAAGUAUCCCUACUUGACAGAGUUCAUUGGUGCUCUACCGGAUGACCAUGAGAUAAAUGCCUUUGUGGAUUUCGACCUUUCUUAUGCCACAGAAGAAGAUUUACCCUCGGAUGAGGAAGAAGAUGCUAUUCAAAUUUUUGUUCUGCAAACUUUUGAAUCCUUAUUUUUAAAUGAUCUUUUUUCUUACCGAUGUGCAUUUUGCAGGAAAGGCUUUGCGUCUAAGAAAGAGAAGAGUGAAGAGACAGGAGAAUAUGUAGAGAAGGGCAAGUGGAAAGUAUCGUUCCGCAUCUUUGCUGACCUGCGCACCACUCAUAAAGAGAUGCGAAACCGCUUGCUUCACUACUUUCCCGACAUGAGCAAAGCGCCUGCUUGUAUUCGUGAUAAGACUUUUGAGCAUGAUUCGUUUUUUGACCCUUCCGUCUAUGAAAAAAAUCGCAAGAUUUGCUGCGUGGGGAAGAGAAAGAGCCAAUAUGACUCGCGGGUUCUAGAACAUCUUGAUACCGCCGACCCAUUAGAAGCCUUCUUGAUUCAACACAUCGACAAGUAUGCAGAAUGUGCGGAGUGGGCUAUUCAAAUGGCAGAUCAAAAAGAAGCCCCAAAAAAGCAAAAGACCUCUACAAAGUCCACGAAGAAAUCCAAUGAUUCUUUUGAGCAAAUGGCAAAGGAAGUUAUUCUGGAAUCAUUUCCUAAUGUGUACCUGCUUCGAGAUCUCGGGAAAGCCGAUCAAUUAGAUCAUGGAAUCAAUGUCUUUGUCAAGACAAAACACUGCUUUCUCAUCGACGCCAAUCAUGAUGUAUCUGUGGCUACUAUGUACUUCUCCAUCACGAAGUCAGGAAUCAAGUUUACAUGUAAGCAAUGCGAUGAGGAGACCGAUGCAAAGCCUCACAAGCAUACUGGCAUCAAAAAAUUGUUCACUCGGAUUAACAGUCCUAUCCAAUCAGAUGAUGCUCUUUUACAUGCAUUAACUUCUCCUAGCCAUCUCGGUAUUGCCCGGGCACUAGCGGCGAAAAGCGAGGGUGACAUUCUCUUCGAUGGUAGCAACUUUUGGAUGUUUCGGAAGCAGUGGGUUAUCAUAGCCGAUCAAGUUGUCCGGCUAUUUAUGAAGAACACGUUGAACCCCCAGUGUGAGCAGUACGUAACAGAACUUUAUGAUCGUCUAUCUGAAGAAGAGGAUAAAGACAAGAAAGCCGACAUCUUGGAACAAAUAAGGAAAGUCGAACGCGGGCACAAACUUUUAACUACUAACACCGACAUAAAAUCCAUCAUCUCUUGCCUCAAAACGGAGGUGUACAACGAGGGCUUCCUGAAAUGCCGAGAUAACAACCCUAAUAUUAUUGGAUGCAAUAACGGGUACUUUGAUCUGCGGGAUUAUACUUUCAAGCAGUACACAAAGGACAUCUUCAUCACGCAUACUGUUGGCUAUGACUACUUUGAACGGGAUGAAGAUUUUGACCCAGACACAUAUCAGCAAGUAUUAGGUGUCGUGGCACAAUACUUCCCAGAGGAUGACGAACGAGAGAUCGCUCAAAUAUUCUCAGGAUACUGUCUACGUGGUGAUCAUAAGGAGAAGAUCUUUUGCGUUUUCACCGACAAGAGCGACGGCUUCAAUGGUAAGACAAAGUUUGCUCAGAUGAUCACCAUUGCUAUGGGAACUUAUGCGACCGAAGGUAACAACGAUCAUCUAUAUGUAAGUACCAGGUUCUCGAACCAAAAUGGUCAUAAUGCAGCAAUGUUUGCCCACGAAGGAGACCGACUGGCAAUCUAUGAUGAGAUGGAUGAAAAGAAGACUAUAGACACGAAAGAGAUGAAAAGACGCAAUGGAGGCGCUACUAGAGGCAAAGGUUGUAGACCAUCUUCAAAGGAGUUUGAGUUUGUCGAUUUCAUGACAAAAAUGAUCAUGAUUUUUAACAAUGGAAACCAACCGAAAUACGAUACCAGUGAUAAUCCUUUCCUGGAGCGGAUGCUUGUAUUGCCUUUUCGAGCCAAGUUCCUUAGUCCCGCUGAGUACGAAAAAUCGGAAUAUCAAUACAAAUUCUUAGCAAAUCCUCACAUCGACGAACGUUUCUCUGUGUGGCGUCCUUACAUACUCAAGUGGAUGAUUGAAGGGCACAAGAAGUACAUGGAAAAAGGAUUUAAUGACAUCCCGGCUGAAUGCCGUAAGUGGAAGGAAGAUGUCACCAAAGACGUUGAUAACAUAGAAGAAUGGAUCAAUGAACACAUUGAAAAGGUUGAUGAUCUCGACUGCUUUGUUACUACAGCAGAGAUCCGAGGAAAAAUGGAUCGAGAAAUCCAGGAAUACUUCAAAGGUAAAAAAGGUCAUCUUGUGGAGCGAUUGAAAGUCUACCUUGACAAUUAUGUCAAGGAAUCUCGACUGAAAAUUGACGAGUGGAAUGUGGAUGGGACACAAAAGGACAAGAAAUUUACAGACUUUUUCCGUGGAUACAUGAUCAACUGUUAG